AUGCGCGCUGCUUUGCUCAGCGCCUUCAUCCUCGCCGCCGCACCGAGCGUCGCGUUUAGACUAAAUCCGUCGCCGCUCCACUCACCGCACACGCCAGCCUCGCUGGCCGUCCUGGAGCCGAGGCACGCCGUCGUGGUGCCGAGGCACGUCCGAGUGUUGGCGCAGCACAGCAAAGGGUGGGACGGGUUUGGCAAGGGACCGUUUAAGUACUACAACAACUUUGACGCCUUCAUGUCCCCCUUCCCGGCGGAGGACCGUGAAACGUAUCCCGAGAUGUUCGCUCUCCCGAAGGGCGUGCGCGAGGUGUCACUGACGAAGCCGCUCGGCAUCGCCUUCGAGGAGAGGGAGCCGGGCCGCGGCGUGGUGGUCGAUUAUCUUGUCGACGGCGGCAACGCGGACGAGUCGGGCCAGAUCCAGCCGGGCGACUGGCUGAUCUUGGUCACCGCGAUCAAGGUGUUUGGGCCGCGGUGGGAGCGAAAGAUCUUGCCCGCGAUCGACAUGCCGUUCGACGUCGUGAUGGGCGCGAUCGCCUCCAACGAGCCGCGGUACCAGGUCAACCAGAAGAAGGACGUCGUGCUUCAGUUCAUGCGGCCGGCCGAGGCGGACGAGGCCACCGUCCGCGCCUUCAUAGAGUUCUUCGAGAUUCCGUACGACCACGUCUUCCGCACCGGGUGAGAGCGGUAGUGACGGGGGGCUCCUCUCAGGUCCGGUCGGCACCUACACGCACUCCUGCAGUACGCCGAACGUUGCGGAGCUCUAAAUAAAUAAAUAAAAA
Molecule: messenger RNA, 775 nt
Organism: Emiliania huxleyi CCMP1516
Lineage: Eukaryota; Haptophyta; Isochrysidales; Noelaerhabdaceae
Exons: 3
Coding region: 1-675 (224 amino acids)
Molecular function (GO): protein binding
Source: RefSeq, a predicted model, not a curated record